Molecule: messenger RNA, 897 nt
Organism: Striga asiatica
Lineage: Eukaryota; Viridiplantae; Streptophyta; Magnoliopsida; Lamiales; Orobanchaceae
Source: the annotation of a GenBank genome assembly
UUGGGAAAAUUUCACUUUUGAUACCCCAGGUAUACCUACUUUUCGCUUUUUAUACCCAUAAUUUACACUUAAUCAAUUGUAGUCACUAAAGUCUAUAAAAUCAAUCAUUUUUGCACGAAGCGUCAGUUGACCGUGAGUCAACUGACGGACACCGUCUGUAGUAGGUCUCCUACUUCUGCAAGUGAUAGAAAAUGGCGGGCAUCUCCAUUACAGCACCACAAAGCUGCAGACAGUGAGGGAAAAAAAAAGGAAUUUGAUUUGCAAUGAGCAGUUCAAGAGGAAGCUCGAGCUGGAACUUAGAGAUUAAUGGUGCUCCAAUGGAGAUGACUUGCAGGUGUGGAGAUAAAGUAUACUUGAAGACCUCCUGGACCCAAAAUAAUCCGGGAAGAAGAUAUUGGGCAUGCCCUAAAUAUGGGCAAAAGUUUGGUUUUUGCGGGUUUUUUAUAUGGUAUGAUUCGGAAAUUUGCGCAAGAGCAAAGAAUAUUAUACCCGGUUUGCUGGAAAAAUCAAAUAAACAUCAAUAUCAAAUUGAGCAAUACAAGUUGAGGAAUGCUGAAAUGGAAGCUCAACUCUUGGUGGCAAUGAAAAAAGUGGAUGACAUGAACAAUGCAUUGGUUGAAAUUGAGCAAUACAAGUUGAAGAAUGCUGAAUUGGAAGCUCAGCUGUUGGUGGCAAUGAACAAUGUGGAUGACAUGAAGAAGGCAUUGGUUGUGUGCAAGAAUAAGAUCAAAAAAUUAUGGGCUGCUACCAUUCUUCUCUCAUUGUUAUACCUUGUCAAAUUAUGUUCUAACUAGAUUUAGAUAGUUAUGGUUUAGGGUUUAUUGUAAGAUUGUUAUUAUGUAAUGUUUUAUUAAUGCAAUUCCUGUACCAUUUUUAGUAUGAAUAUCGUUAUGCAAU